AUGCUUCUGAUAACAACACUAUUGUGGCUCGCCUGUGUGGUCAUGAUUUUGACGACACACAUCGUAUCGGCUAGUAGUAGACCUUCACAGUCUCCAUCAUCACAGCCCUCCAAUGAACCCUCAUAUACGCCAUCACUUGAUCCCUCACGAAUUCCCUCUGACUUUCCCUCGGAGAUGCCAUCUGUCAACCCAUCCACCGUACCAUCAACAACUCCGAGUACAAGCCCAUCCACCAAUCCCUCCCAGACGCCAAGUCGAUCCCCAAUUGAGAGUCCAGGUGAAAGUCCCGGUUUUCCAUUGACCAAAAUUCGUUCGAUUGAUGGUACCGACCGUCCCAACGAUGAUUAUGGCGCCGCCGAGGAAAUGUUGCUUCGCAUGUCCAACAAGUUGACCUAUGCCGACGGCAAGGAAACGCUCUGGGACAAUGCCAAUGCCCGUACAAUCUCAAAUGCUUUAAUGGCCCAAACUUCUCCCAAGACCAAUGAUCGAAACCUUCUAGAUAUGGUCUGGCAGUGGGGACAGUUUUUGGACCAUGACAUCGACCUGACAGAAGCAUCGACAGCCUAUGGAGUCAUGUUUGUCGAGAUUCGUGACAAAGAGGACCCUUUUCGCCUUGCCAAAUGCAAAUUCAUCGCCAUGUCUCGAUCCGAAAAUACGUUGAACGACAAAAAUGUCCGCGAGCAAAUCAAUCACAUAACCUCCUUUGUUGACGGGAGUGUCGUCUAUGGAUCCUCCGAGGUUCGAUCCAAUGCAUUGCGCCUGUUUACCGAUGGAAAAGUUAAGACAAGCUCAGAUGGCAUGCUGUUGGGCUUGAAUGAUGAUGGUCUUGACAAUGCUGGAGGGACCCGCAAAGACUUUUUUGCGGCUGGUGACAUUCGUGCCAAUGAGCAGAUUGGCCUGAUUGCUAUGCACACCCUUUUUAUUCGAGAACACAACAAGCUUUGCGAUGAUUUGAAAGCCACAUUUCCCACAGCUACGGAUGAACAGUUGUUCCAAAUGGCACGCAAGAUUGUGGGAGCUGAGAUUCAGGCUAUCACAUACAAGGAGUUCCUUCCGGCUUUGCUAGGACCCUUGGCUCCUCAGAUGGGGAGCUACACAGGAUAUCGGGAUGAUGUCAACCCCAGUAUUUCCAAUGAGUUCUCGACGGCAGCAUAUCGUUUUGGCCACUCCCAGUUGUCGGAAACCUUUCCGUUGGCAACCGCGGCAGGACCAACAGGGGAGGUGAUUGCACUCAAGGACGUCUUUUUCAACCCUGGCUUUUUCGCCGAAGACCCAACCAAAGUGGAUGAAAUCCUUGCCGGGCUUCAGGAAGAAUUGGCGCAAGAGAUUGACCCUCUGAUGACCGAUGCCGUAAGGAACUUCUUAUUUGGAGAACCAGAUGGCCCCAAUAGCUGCUUGGAUUUGGCUGCCCUGAACAUCCAGAGAGGCCGUGAUCACGGCAUCCCGUCUUACAACAAUCUUCGUGAGGCCUAUGGUUUCCCGAAGUAUGAUAGCAUCAAGCAAAUUACUCAAGAUGUGUCUAUCCAAGAAGCCCUCGAUUCCGUCUAUGGCGACAUCUCCAUGGUAGACGCGUGGGUGGGGAUGCUGAGCGAGGAUCAUGUUGCGGGAGCAAGCGUCGGAGAGCUACUUGGAACUGUGCUGAAGGAUCAGUUCACUCGUCUCCGUGACGGCGACCCCUUCUACUACAAGAUUGAUGCCGAUCUUUAUGACAGUGAUGUUGUUAACAAAGUUUUGGAUAUCGAUUCAGUAACCUUGCAAAUGAUAAUCGGCCGCAACACUCAUAUCGACCACGACCCCACAAAGAGUGCCUUUGUGAGGGGACUUGGGCCGGAUCAGGAUCCUCCGAAGUGGCCAAAAAUGAGCACAAUCCGUUCAAUAGAUGGAAGCGAUCGCGACGACCACUUGGGAGAGGCGUACACUCCCUUGAUGCGAAUCUCGCCGCUCAGUGUUUCAACGUACACCGAUUCAAAGGGGUUGAUGUGGGAUGGGCCCAAUGCAAGAACCGUGUCAAAUGUUGUCUUCGGUUUUGGCGGAGACAUCGUUAACGAUAGAGGGUUGCUCGAUAUGCUGGUGCAAUGGGGGCAGUUCUUGGAUCAUGAUAUCGACCUGACCGACUCCGGAACGCAGUAUGGAACUUGCAACAUCGAAAUCCCCGACCCCGUAAACGAUGCCGAUCCAUUCAUUGUCGCCGGCUGUCCAGAGAUUGUAAUGGCUCGUUCUGAAUACGUGCUGGAGACCGAUGAAGGCAGUAAUAUGGAUGUUCGCCAACAAGUGAACCUCAUCACUGCCUUCAUUGAUGCUAGUAAUGUGUACGGCUCCGAUGAAAUCCGAUCCGGCGCAUUGAGAAGCUUCGACGGAGGCAAACUCAAAUCGGACGCUUCGGGAAACCUGUUGUCAAAGAACGUGGGAAAUGCACUUCCCAAUGCAGGCUCAGGAGAGCAAUUCUUCAUUGCGGGCGACGUUCGUGCAAACGAACAAGCCGGGUUGUUGGCCAUGCAUACCUUGUUUCACCGUGAGCACAAUCGCUUGGCCGAGGACAUCGCAGCCAGGUACCCAGACAGGUCAGAUGAGGAGAUCUUUCAGCUUGCCAGGAAGGUGGUGAUUGGAGAAAUGCAGAGUAUCACCUACAAGGAGUUCCUGCCCGCGCUUCUUGGGCCCAUGGCGCCAUCACUAAGCGCUUACAAAGCCAACGGAGGAUACAACCCCGAUGUGGACCCAAGAAUAUCAAACGAAUUCUCAACCUUUGCAUUCCGUGUCGGACAUACAAUGCUGCCAAGCAAGAUCAAAUUGGCGAACUCCAAAGGUCCCUUUGGAAUCGUGGCGCUUCGAGAUAUUUUCUUCGAUCCAAAACCAUUCGACGAAGACCAUCUUUUCGUGGAUUACAUUCUUGGUGGGCUGAUGGAAACUCACUGUCAGGAGAUUGAUGCAUUCAUUGUGGAUGAUGUUCGGCAGCACCUUUUUGGAGCGGUAGACGGCCCGGGCACAUGCCUUGACCUUGCAGCCCUCAACAUUCAACGUGGUCGUGACCACGGCAUCCCACGGUACAACGAUCUCCGAGAGGUUAUGCUGCUACAACGGUACACACGCUUUGAGGACAUCACCUCUGAUACAAAACUGCAGGAGAAGCUCGCACUAGUCUACGAUACCGUUGAUGAGAUUGAUGCCUGGGUUGGAGGGUUGGCGGAGGACCAUGUUGAAAAUGCAAGCGUUGGUGAACUCGUGGGCACAAUUAUCAAGGACCAGUUUGAAAGGCUCAUGCACGGCGACCCUCACUUCUAUCUACGAGAUCUAGAUCAAUUUGACAAAGGUUUCAUGAUCCAUAUCAUGAAUCUUCGAAAAGUGACGCUUCAGCACAUCAUUCAACGAAACACCAUCAUUGAUCACGACCCAAGGGUCAGUGCCUUCGUUGAUGACACAGCGGAAUCAAACAGUGGCUCCAAGAAGAUGUUGCGGCAUGUGUAA
This is a messenger RNA of Seminavis robusta, 3462 nucleotides long. The record is from the annotation of a GenBank genome assembly. NCBI's taxonomy places the organism in Eukaryota, Bacillariophyta, Bacillariophyceae, Naviculales, Naviculaceae.